Cephus cinctus (wheat stem sawfly) is the source of this 3363-nucleotide messenger RNA. RefSeq lists its product as uncharacterized. Gene Ontology annotation, molecular function: tumor necrosis factor receptor binding; receptor ligand activity. Gene Ontology annotation, biological process: immune response. Gene Ontology annotation, cellular component: membrane. The record is from RefSeq and is a predicted model, not a curated record. NCBI's taxonomy places the organism in Eukaryota, Metazoa, Arthropoda, Insecta, Hymenoptera, Cephidae. Bases 1122 to 2858 code for a protein of 578 amino acids. The transcript is spliced from 7 exons.
CCAGUCUGCCAAAAGCUCUCGAGGGCAGUACGCCGGUUAUUACUUAGCCAUACGCAAUACAAGUAUCGUCUUUUAAAACAUUAUACUCCCUUUACUUUCUAUACGACAAUUGUACUUUAGUUCCCUGCUGAUACCUUCUCUCUUAUUUCUGACACAUUGCACAUCCUUGUCACAGACUCUACGAGUUAACGUAUUUACUGUCAUCUUGACGGUAUUUUAAUACCUGCGCCGAAGAUGAGGAUCACUGAGUGCUCGGUGUCACCGGAGUAGAAACCGUGGGAGCGCGUGAAACAUCGCUUUCAAGAGAAAAAGACUUGAUAAAGAAGAGGAGGAAGAAGACGAAGGAGAAGAAGAAUAUAAGGGAUACCGAGAGGAAGUGACGGUUUAUGAGGAGGACGUAGAACCGAGUGGACGUGUCAGUCCUGAUCUUCUUGAAGUCAGAAGGGGAAAAGAAGUUACCCGACAGGUUUUAAAGGGGGUCGUGCUCUUGUAGCUGCCCGCUGGACAUUUAACGUCUCGGUUCAUCGUAAAUCUUUUAGGUUCGCCUACGCGAGACAAGGCGGCCUGCUGUUAUUGAGAGAAAAAUUCGACAAAGUUUCAUGAACCCAGACAAAAGCUUGUUUAGAUUUUCACGUAGAUCCUAGAAAAUUAAAUCAUUCAGAAGUCUGACGAGUAACAGUCAAACGAUCUUUUAUUCAAUCAAUAUUGGAAAUCUUCGAAUCACGUAGUGGCGGGAUAUCUUCUAGACAGUCAUUAACAUCUCUUGGACAUAUACGGAGCUGGAUCAAAAAUAUAAAUUAUUUACAUUAAAUACUAACUGGAACAUCGCUCACCUUGGCAUUAAAGUCUCUCGUAUGGAUUCCCGCUUAUGCAGCAGUACGAGUCUAUUCGACAAGUAUCUCGUUGAAGGGAGGCAGAGAGGAGAAAAAAGUACUACGAGUUUAUUGAAACAUAAGAAACAAAUAAUAUUAACCUGACGGCAAGACGCAAUCAAAGAGGAAGUUACACGUGACAAAAACGAGUUCAAGAAUGACCACUGCUCAAUGAUAGAUUUCGACAUCGUCAUUCAAGGAAUUAGGAAAUUCUCAAGGAACAAGGGAAGAGAGUAAUCUUAUGCAGACAUGACUUCUAUGCUGCCUGAAGAAGAUGGCAAUGCUGCCCGCGUUAAACAAAAGUCUCAAGAUCAAAAGAUACUUAACGAUACUGCAACUAGGGACGAGUCGCGCUCGUUUUUAAGCUUCUCACGUGAAAACUUGAGCAUAUCCCAUUCGGAUAUUGAGCAAGGUUUUAAUAAACCGCGAUUCCGACCUCGACGACAUACGAUAUUGGGGGUCACGGCGAUUCUUAUUGCUCUCGUGUGUCUUGGUCUUGAGAUCUGGAAGGUGCGACGUGUACUGGAAAGUGCACGGGACGUGGAGAUUCUGAAACGGGACGUUGAAAGUCUGAAGCAUCGACUCCUGGAGGAAGAUCUUCUCAACGAGUUGAAGGCGUUUGAAGAAGAGAUAAACGCCGAGGAAGGUAACGAAGAGGAUGAUGAUUCCGGGGAAGCUGAUAUAGACAAUGCUGAUUAUGAUUCAAGUUACGACGAUGAAUUUCCUGGCUCACAUGAUUAUUCUAGUGACUAUCAUGCCUCGGGAUACAGUACACGUUCGUCAGAGUUUUCUCAGGCUACCAAAGCGGAUAAGGAUACGGCUGGAUCCGACAAGGAUUUGAAAGAGAUGCUGGAGGCUCUUCAUAAAGUCGAAGCGAAGAGGGGACCUGAAUUUGAAAAGAAUGUUCGUGAGAAUAAUAAGAAUAUCGAGCGGGAACGUUUAUUGGAAGAAGAAAGGGAGCACAAAAGAAGAAAUAAUGAGAAGCCCGACGAUAGUCAUACAAAGCAUAAGCGUUCUAUACCAUCGGAACCGCCUGUUGGAUUUUCUAAUAGUGGGGUACCUAUAUAUUCUUCUGGAUAUUUUUCGAGUAUUCGAAAUUCUUCUCGUGACACGGUUGCUCCAAGACUUAUGCUCUAUGAUACAUUGAUGCAUCAUACGACGGAGAAGAGUAGGAAUCGAGCUUUGAUUCACCAUGAAAUGCUUACUGCCUCUAAUAGACAUCCUCCUAAGAAGUACUAUGCUCAAAGAAGACGAGCGACGGCACACGUAUCCCCUCCAUCGAGACGUGGUAGUAGUAGUCAAAAUGAAAAUGAAAGAAUGACAGAUAUCAGUGAUGGCUCUGAUAGAGGGGUUGAUAAUGGUAGAACAUCAAGACGGAGGGAUGAGGCACCACAGUCCCUUAUGGUUCAGGAACAAAAAGCUUCGAGGGCAUUCACCCCAACAGCUGUUAAACCUGCACGACAUGGAUUGACUAGACGUCAUCUUCGAGCACCCAGACCUGUGUAUGCUGCUCACUAUGGUGCGGAUAGUACCCUUUUUUCUAGUGAGGAUGAACAUACCGGAAACGGAAGGGUUCGACAUGGCAGCGGUGUUUUUAAAGCAUGGCAAUCUAGUAAUUGGGUAAAUGAUCUUGGGAUGACAAAACACUUUUCGCUUGGUUCUGAUGGAUAUCUUACUGUUCACGAAGCUGGACUUUAUUUGGUCUAUGGUCAAAUUCAUUAUCUUGACGAACAUGAUGAAAAUGGUUUUCAUAUGCUAGUAAAUGGAGUACCAGUUUUACAAUGUAUGGUAUAUAGUCCAGGUGUUGGACACAAAAGUCGAUCAUGUUUCUCGGCACAAGUGACAUAUUUACAAGCUAAUGAUCGUUUAGUUAUAAAGGAGGUUGGACCAGCACGAUAUACACUUUUUCAACGUGAUAAAAGCUUCUUUGGUCUUGUAAAGCUUGGCGAAAUGAGACCACAGCAGAAACAGCAGCAACAACAAUAAAUAGGGAUUAGGAUCACUCGCGUGGACCGUGUUGUGUUUAUCGAUUCUAUGAGAAAACCUAAAGGAGACGAUGGAGAAUUAACGGGUGAUUAAUCAACAGCUUCGAGCAGUGAAUGACAAUAAUCCGAGAGCUGAAUUUUCUGAGACGAUCCAUCCAAAUCCUCACAAUUAUUUAACAUCGGCUUAACAUCGAAAUAACGUUAUUUAUACGUAAUUCAUAUAUUAACGAGCUUUUAGGCGCCAUUUUCCUAUUUGUUGCUAAACUGUCAAUAAUCGUAUGCUGACGUACGUAUUCAGAUCCUUUAUUUAACUUCAAAUAUCUUCUAAGGCAAUAGUAAAUAAUAUUAAUAGUACUAAAUAAUUAUUCAAGCUAACUAUAACUUAACGUACUCAGAUCUGAAUACGAACUUGAGUUUCUUUUAGCGAUCUCAGAUGUAACGAAACGAAUGUAAAUAACAUUUUGUAUUUUAUUAUUGUAAUAAAUUGUCUCUAAGAUCAAAGUAAA